CCGCAUCCUCAUCCCGUCUUUCCUCCAACUCAUGCCUUCGGGAGAUGGCAGUUACACUGACGAUGGCAUCGCGACCUCCAAUGUCGCUCUUGCUGACGAGGUCGAAGCCUUGAACUCCAUUUACGGUUCGGAUACUGUUGUCCUCCAAUCCCCCGCCGGACCUUCGAUCCUCGGGGCUCUACGUCUCCCAGGAUCUGAAAUUUCCCUGCUGAUCUCUUUCCCUGCGGAAUACCCGGAUGUCCCUCCGGAAAUAUUAAAAACACAGUCAACGGGUGACAGUGGGCGGAAAGGAGAGGGUGAGGUCGCCGUCCACAUCCUGCGCGACGUGCUCGCAAGGGUGUGGACCGAGGGCCAGGUGUGCCUGUUCGAUUUGGUCGAGGAAGCUGGUCCGCUGCUCUCACAGAGGCAAUAUGAGGGCGAGCCCGGUGAACUUGCGACGACUCAAGCCGUCGAGCAAAGCGCUGCGAACGCGAAUAGGUCUGCCUCAUCCUCGCACACGCACCCAUCCAUCCACCACGAUGGCCACGCCCUCCUUUCCGAGCCUGGCCACGAAUCCUCCGCGAUGGACGUCCCCUCUAACGCCGCCGUAGCUUCCUCAGAUACACCUCCGCCGAACUGGACCCUUUCGGAGCCCCUGACGGUCAGCCGAUCCACGUUUGUCGCCCGUGCCUGCCCCGUGCAGUCGCUGGAUGAAGCGCAGGCCUCCCUCUCGCAUCUCCUCGCCUCCAACAAGAAGGUCGCCAGUGCCACGCACAACAUAAGCGCCUGGCGCAUACAGUCAGCCCACUCGCAGACUGGCGCGGUCAUCACGGUCCAGGACUCCGACGAUGACGGUGAGACUGCCGCAGGGGGCCGACUGCUGCACCUUAUGCAGCUUAUGGAUGUGUGGAACUGCAUGGUGGUGGUCACGCGGUGGUAUGGCGGGGUCAAACUCGGACCGGACCGGUUUCGGCUCAUCAACCAAGUCGCGAGGGAGAGUCUGGUCAAGGGCGGAUUUGCGAAGGAGCAUGGCGAGGAAAAGGAGACGGGCAAGUCAAAAGGAGGGGGUAAAGGGAAGGGAAAGAGGUGAUAAUGCAGGACGAUGAUGGAGGUCGAGUGGACGGAAUAACCGUGAAUAGUUGGGAGAUAUCAGUUCGCGGUGGUUUGGAUGGAAUGGAAAGAAAACGAUAAAUGAGAAGCAUAGAUCUAAGACGUUUCUCUCUCACAUACUGCCGGGUCAUCAUGAAUCGGGCUGCUCAAGCUACGAGUACACAUACUCAGAGCUACCUCGUGUCAUA
This is a messenger RNA of Cladophialophora immunda, 1277 nucleotides long. RefSeq lists its product as uncharacterized. Gene Ontology annotation, cellular component: cytoplasm. The record is from RefSeq and is a predicted model, not a curated record. Gene Ontology annotation, molecular function: protein binding. The transcript has a single exon. NCBI's taxonomy places the organism in Eukaryota, Fungi, Ascomycota, Eurotiomycetes, Chaetothyriales, Herpotrichiellaceae. Gene Ontology annotation, biological process: regulation of translational initiation. Bases 32 to 1069 code for a protein of 345 amino acids.